This is a messenger RNA of Zootoca vivipara (common lizard), 6364 nucleotides long. NCBI's taxonomy places the organism in Eukaryota, Metazoa, Chordata, Lepidosauria, Squamata, Lacertidae. The record is from RefSeq and is a predicted model, not a curated record.
CACUUCCGGUGGGAUUGCGGCUGGAGCGGCGCUUGCUUCCAGCUUAGACCUCCCGUUCUCGUUCCCCCCUCGGCCCGGGGAGGAAGCGCCGUCGAGUAAAGGGGCUUUUUUCCUGAGAGCGAAUAUGCGCAAGCUGGUGCUUAGGCCAGGCAAGAAAGAAGGAAGCGGCUUCUGAACCCAGUGCCCUCCUGCGUGUUCUUCUUGGACGCUCCCUUUGAAAGGAUGAGGGAGCUAGAGGCAACCAUUGCUCCCUGUCACUUGGGAAUGGCCAGACAUCUGGAGACAUAGAGAGAGAGAGCUCCUCUGCUGGUUGUUCGUUGUCUGCGUGGAACUGGGAAUUGGCUGGCUGGGGGCUUCCCGACCCUUCCUCGAGCCUCAGAAGAUGAACUCUGGCCAUUCCAGCUCUGGAGCUGAGCAGUGACGCUUAGGAGAGGCAUUUGCACCGGGAGUGUGUCAUAUUCUGGCCCCCAAAAUAGGGUCUUCUGGAACCUCACACUUUGAGCACUGGGACUCGGUUCAUUGGGCUGGAAACCCCAAAACAAGGAAGAUGUCUGAGUCACGGGUGAAGCGGCUGGCCAUGACCCUGAUGGACGCCACAACAGAUAAAGACCCUCUGGUCCACGAGCAAAUAUUCAGCGCUCUGUGCUACCUGGGAGGCGUGGAGCCGGAGGAGAUCCUGAACGCCUGCGAGGAGUACCUGCGGCAGCAUGACAAGCUGGCUUACCCACACCGCAUCAUCAUCCUGAGGGCCAUGGAGGCCGUGGUGAGGAGCAACUUGGCUCAGCUGGACAAGAGCACAGCCAAGAUCGUCAUCUUCUUGGCCUCCAACGAGAUGACCAAGUCGAAGGAGGUCAUCUUGGAGUGGCAGCAGGCGGCCAGCAAUGUCCUGGUGGCGGUUGGGAGGCGCUUCAUCAACAAGGUGAUGGAGGAGGUGCUGACCAAGUUCCAGCCUGGAAUCGUGCCCCAUUACUUCAUUGUGCAGACGUUCGCCAACCUCUCCAUGACCAACGUGUUUGGGAUGGUGCCAUUCCUCAACUCCAUUCUGGGGACGAUGCUGCCCAUGCUGGGGAUGGCCAAGCAGGACAACAUGAGGACCGUCUUUUGCUACGCUUUGCAGAACUUCAGCGAGAGCAUCCAGGAGUACAUGGCGAAUCUGGACCAGGCGCCAGACCCGACGGUGAGGCGAGACACCUUCUCCAACGACAUCUUCAGCGCUUACGAAGUCCUUUUCAACAGCUGGCUGCAGAGCCGGGAAACAAAGCUUAGACUGGCUGUUGUGGAGGCGCUUGGCCCCAUGAGCCACCUGCUGCCCAGUGAGAAGCUGGAGGAGCAGCUCCCUCGCCUCGUCCCGGGGAUCCUGAGCCUCUACAGGAAGCCAGCAGAGGCCUACUAUGUGUCCAAGAGCUUGUGCCAGAUCCUCGAGGCAGCAGUCAACAUCGGCAGCCGCACGUUGGACACGCAGCUGGAGGCCCUGCUCAAUGCCCUGCAGCUCCAGAUCUGCUCUCCUCUGGACUCCUCCACACCAGUCCAACUGAAGAAUCACAAUGAGGUCCUUCGCUGCUUCACUGUGCUUGCCUCUUCCUUCCCGGACCGUUUGCUGGGAUUUCUGCUUCCAAAGCUGGACUCGGGCAAUGAGCGGAUGCGAGUGGGGACCCUCACCAUCCUGCGUCAAAUCAUCAACAGUGCCUCAUCUCAGAUGGAGGUUAAGAAGCCCUUCAUCCUUUCUUCCAUGAAGCUGCCCCUGCAGGACAACAGCAAUAAGGUGAAGCGAGCCGUCGUGCAGCUGAUCAGCGCCAUGGCCCAUCACGGGUACCUGGAGCAGCCGGGCGGAGAAGCCCUGAUCGAGUUCCUGGUCCGCCAGUGUGCCCUCCCCGUGGACCAGCCCCCUCAGCUCCCGCGGAGACAUUCCCUGGAAACGGAGGACUUGACAGACGGCCACGUCCGGGACAUCAGUGUGAACACGCUUUUCCUCAUCAGCACCACGGUCGACAGGAUGGCCGACGUCCUCUGGCCGUACCUCCUGGAGUUUGUCAUUCCCAUCCACUUGAGCAACGCCCUCACCCCGCUCUGCAAGAGCCUCAUCUUUCUGGCUGCGCAGAGGCAAGAGAAGGAGGAGCCCGACUUCCAGCUCCUCUACGAAGCCGGGGCCACCCUGCCCACCCCUCAUGCUCUCCUGGCAAGGCUUCUGGUUGUCUCUUCCCAGCCUUAUGUGGGGGAGGGCCGUGCUGCUGCCGUCCUUCGCCUCCUGAACGUGCUCCACCUCAGCGUCCACAAGGCUCUGGGGCCGCUGUGGGACCAGCAGAUCCCCGCGUUGGUGGAACACCUGGAAGCAAAUACGAAGGCUUCCCUGACCCAGAAGGAAUGGGAAGACCAGCUGCUUAAGUUCCUUCGACAGACCCUGGCGGCCAUUUCUGACACCCCUUGGACCAGUCAGCUGAUCCUGGAGAUGGGCAGACAGCUGAGCAGUUACAAUGGGUCUCCUCUGGAGAAGAACUUCCUCUACAAAUGCAUUGGGACGGCCUUGGCUGCUUGUCCGAACAAGGAUCUGCUGCGGAAGCAACUCCAGGAGCUCCUGGAAACGGCCCGAUAUCAGGAGGAGGCAGAGCGAGAGGGCCUUGCCUCCUGCCUGGGGCUGUGUGCCGUCAGUCACCUGGAUGAGACCCUCGCCAAGCUGGAGGAGUUCGUGAAGUCGGAUGUCUUCAAAAAAUCCGCAGGGCUGUUCAGUAUCUUCAAGGAUCGCAGUGACAACGAGGUGGAGAAGGUGAAGAGCACCCUCAUUCUGUGCUACGGCUUUGUGGCCAAGCACGCCCCCAAGGAGCUGGUUCUGGCGCGGAUUGAUGCCGACAUCCUCCGGAACAUCUUCCUCUACUUCAACACAAAGGUUCUGGGAAUAAAAGUAGAAACCAAGGACCUGAUGCUGAAGCUGUGCCUCGUCCGGAGCAUCUGCCUCAUCUGCCAGGCCAUCUGCAACAGCACCCAGUCGGGCGACUUCACCUUCUCCCGCAAGACGGAGCUGGUUUCACAGAUGAUGGAUUUUAUCAAGGCUGAGCCUCUGGACUCCCUGCGAACUCCCAUCCGCCAGAAGGCGAUGACGGCCUGCAUGUUCCUGGUGGUCCUGGAGCCGCCUCUGAGUGAGGCUGAGAAGGCUGAUCUGGUGGAGACAUGCCUGGGCAGCGUCCUCCCCCUCCCCCCGCCGGAAGCCCUCAAGGAGAAGGACGGGCCGCCAGGGCUGGAGGCUGAGCAGAAAGAGCCUCUGUGGUGCCACACCCUUUGUGCCCUCAAGGACCUGCUGAAGAGCAUCCUGCACAGACACAUGACCCCCCAUGGGCUGCAGACCAUGUUUGAGCACCUGAGCCCCUGGAUCAAGUCCACCAAGGAGCACGAGAGGGAGCGAGGCGUGGAAGUGAGCGCGGCUGUCUUGGAGUUCUAUCGGGAGAAGCUGAACGUCAAUACGGUGGUCCCUUUCUACAACGUGGGGCUGCUGACCGCGCUCUUUGCCCCCCGCUGCACUGACUCCCUGGCCGGCACCCGACAGCAUGCAGUCGACUGCGUCUACAGCCUUUUGUAUAUCCAGCUGUACUAUGAGGGGUUUGCUCGAGAUCAUAAGGACGAGCCUCUGGAGAAGCUGAAAGCCCUGAAGACCGGCCUGAGAGACCCCGACGUCAACACCCUCUUCCAGGCCUGCUGCAACAUAGCCAAGGUAAUAGCCAAGCGCCUCCCCCCUGACCAGCUGCUCAGCCUCCUCCUCUCCAUGCUGGAGGGCUUAGCGGAUCCAGACAAGAACUGCUCCCGGGCAGCCACCGUGGUGGUCAACUCCCUCCUGAAGGAGCGUGGGGCUGUCCUGCUGGAGAAGGUGCCGGAGAUCCUGGCGCUGGUGCACUCCAAGCUGCAGGAGGUGGAGGAGGAGGCUGUCCGGAAGGCGGCCCAGCAGACGGUCCACAUCCUGGCCACCCAGCAUAAGGCCGCCGUGGUCUCCAGCCUCCUGGGCAACCCUCUGCCCUUGGACAGCUGCAGCAGCCUCAUGUGGCGGGCCCUGGCCUCGGAGCCCCCCCUCGCCACCCAGGUCCUGGAGCUGCUCCUGGAGAAAGUGAACCGGGACGUCCCCUACAAAGAGAACAAGUCCUUCUUGCGGGGCAGCGGCUCGGAGCGCGUGGCCACUUUCUUCCCCCUCGCAGCCACAUGUGCUCUGCAUGAGAUCAUGUCUGUCCCGGAGUGUGGCCAGGCCAUCGUGGGCCUCUAUGCUGAGCUCUUCGUCUCCCUCCUGCUCCGCGUCAGCUGCACGGUGGGCGUCCAUCUCCCCAAGAACAUGCAGUCCAAGGAGAGGAAAAGCGCCGGCCGUGGGAAGCCCCUCUGGCCGCUGGACCCCUGCAGCUCUGCAGUGGAGACCCUCAAGGCCAUGCUGACGCAGGGGGGCAGCGAAGAGGUUGCCAAGGCCGUGUCUGCCUCUGGCGGCUGGGAGUCCCUGAGAAGCGUGGAGAGGCACCAUGAUGGCGUUGCCGUCCUGGCCAGCGCCAUGGCAAAGCACGCUGGGCCCAAGCUGCCCCUGAUUGUGAAGACCCUCUCCCCCAUGCUGAACAGCAUCUAUGACAGCCAGCGCUUGACCACCACGGCCUUCUUUGCGGAGCUCCUCAGCAGCAACGUGGUGAACGACCUGGUCCUGCUGGCGUCCGUGAUGGACAGCAUGACGGCCCGUCAGAGGGACCCCUGCACCUCAGUGCGGAUGCUGGCCCUGCGGGGCUUGGGCAACAUGGCUUCAGGCUCGCCAGAGAAGGUGAGGCGGCACGGGGCUCAGCUCCUGGCUUCCAUGAUGAACGGCCUGGAUGACAAGGAUGACCCCCACAGCCUGGUGGCCCUGGAAGCCAUGGGGGGCCUCGCCAAGAUCCUGGGCUUUCUGGAGGAGAGGGACGUCCGCUCCAUGCUGCUCCACAUCGCCAUCCGCAUCCGGCCGUUCUUCGAUAGUGAGAAGCAUGAGCUCCGCCGGUCGUCCAUCCUCCUCUUUGGCCACCUGACCAAGUUCAGUGCCGGCAGCUGCGAAGAGGCUUUCUUUGAGCAGAUCCUGAACGGGCUGGUCACUCUGCUGCUCCACUUGCAGGACCCAAAGCCAGAAGUCGUCAAGGCUUGCAAGUUUGCCCUGCGCCAGUGUGGCCCCAGCAUGGGCUGCGCCGUCCUUUGCGACAUGUUCCAGAACCACCUUCAUGAGGACCGGAGCCUCCACUAUGGCGAGUUCAUGAAUGACGUCUGCAAACACCUGAUGCAGUAUUACCCCGACACGCUGAGUCGUCUGGUGGCCACAAACCUCUUUUACUUCAAGAGCAACUGGCCGGACAUCCGGGCGGCUGCCCCCCUGUUCGUAGGCUUCCUUGUCCUCCAUGUUGACAGAGAGCACAGCCAGCAGCUGGACCUGGAUGAGCUCAUUGCCGCUCUGACUGUGCUGCUGAAGGAUCCCGUGACAGCCGUGCGGGUGAAGGUGGCCGAGACCCUGGGCCGCCUCGUCAGGAUUGUUUGAGGGCCUCCAAGCACCCCGUGUGGGACCCCGGCAGGACAUGUAAAGGAGUGGUCUUCACCGGACAAUCUUCCUUCCCGCUGCACCUCACGUCUUCCAGAGCACUCGCUGAACGCCGUCCGUGUGGGGCAGGGGAGGCCCACGACCCCAGGACUCUUCCGGCACCACGACCCCCACUUGUACAGUCCAUAGUCACGUGUUCCAAGUGCACCCCUCCCCCCCCCCCGAGGGACAGGCCAGAGCUGCUCUGCAUGAGCCGGCUGGUCCAGGCACCAGAGCACAGAAAAACCCUUCCCAGUGCUGCCUCUUCCACAUCCCCCCCCCACGGGCUUCUUCCUCUCUCCCCCCCAUCAGGUGUGGACUGUCUGCUCUUCUUAACACGGAUCUGGGACUUUGGGGAGAAGCAGGGGCACUUCUCCCAUCGUGCACAGAGGAACUGGCAAGACCCCCUCCCCCUCCUGCCCCUUCCAAGAGCUUCCACAGGUUCAUCCAUUGUUCCUCUCAGUAGAAUUUGUACAUAAAACCAGACAGCCUAUUUUUAAUAAAGUAUUUGCUUCUCAGAAACGCAGUGUCAAGGCUUCCUUGGCUAUUGGGGACUAGUACUUUGCAUAGGAUUUUGUAGAGCUGCUCUGGAGGGUAGGACUCGAACCCAUGGCUUCGAGUUACCAAAAAGGAGAUUCCGGCGAAAGGUCAGGAAGAACUUUCGGAGAGUAAGAGCUGUUUGACAGUGGAGCAGACUCCCUUGGGAGGUGGGGGGGCCUCUUUAAGCAGAGGUUGGAUGGCGUCCUGACAGGGACGCUUCAGCUGAGAUUCCUGCACUGCAGCGGGUGGGACUAGAUGACCCUCAGAGCCAUGCAUAAG